This is a messenger RNA of Raphanus sativus (radish), 1419 nucleotides long. Its product is annotated as GDSL esterase/lipase At2g03980. The record is from RefSeq and is a predicted model, not a curated record. Gene Ontology annotation, molecular function: hydrolase activity, acting on ester bonds. The transcript is spliced from 4 exons. Lineage: Eukaryota; Viridiplantae; Streptophyta; Magnoliopsida; Brassicales; Brassicaceae. Bases 179 to 1300 code for a protein of 373 amino acids.
ACUUUCGAUAUUGUACUAUCAAUUUAUGUAGGUUUGGUUAACAAUGUUUAAUUAUAGUUUCUAGCACGUUGUAUUAUUCUUUUAAUUUCUAAUAUGUGUAAAACCUGUAUUGGUCAUGCUUUCAAAAUCGCUUAUAUAACUAAACUUUCAGUCGUCGUGCUUUCAUAUAUGCAAUUGCAUGGUUUAUUUCUUCUUCUUUUUUUUUUCUAUAAUCCUCGAAAAGAUGGAAAUGGGUUCGUCUUCUUCUCUAAAGACAUGCUUUAUUUUGCUUUUCUUCUGUCUUCUCAAUGUUUUCACCAUUUCAUCGAAGCCAUUAAGUAAAGAAAGUGUUCUUUUUGGUGGGAAUUUUCCAGCAUUGUAUGUUAUAGGAGAUUCAUUGGUUGAUUCAGGGAACAAUAAUCAUCUUGACACGUUGGCCAAGUCAAAUUUUCCACCUUACGGUUCUGACUUUGAAGGAGGCAAAUCCACCGGUCGUUUUGGUAAUGGCAAAACAAUUGCUGAUUACAUUGCUAUUUAUUAUGAGCUUCCUUUGGUUCCUGCUUAUAUGGGAUUAUCAGAAGAACAAAAGAACAAUAUCUCAACUGGUAUUAAUUAUGCUUCUGCUUCCUGUGGGAUUUUGCCUGACACCGGAAAGAUAGUGGGAGAAUGUCUUUCAUUGAGUGUCCAAGUUGAUCUAUUUAAAGAAACCAUUGACAAGAAUCUGAAGAAAAAGUUUAAGCCGCAGCCAGAGCUCAGCAAACACCUGGCUGAUUCGUUGUUCAUGACUGCGAUCGGAGUUAACGACUACUCUUUCUUCUAUAAUAAGACAAUGGAUGCAAAUGAUUUUGCAAACAAGCUUAUUCAUGAGUUCUUUAUACAAAUUCAGAGGUUGCAUGGUUUAGGAGUAAGGAAGUUCUUCGUCAACAACCUUAAACCAUUAGGAUGUUACCCAAAUAUAAUAGCUCAUACCGUGCCACAUGGAAGCUGUGAUAAUGAUUUAAACCUAGCGGUUUCCAUUUACAAUGCCAAGCUAAGAAGAAGCCUAACUCAUAUGAAGCAGAAAUUAUCCAACACUUCCUUUUUGUACUCAGAUUACUUUAACUUCAUGUUGGGACUUCGAGGACCUUCAAGCAAUCAUGCUAGUUCGAAUCUAUUGAAUACGACUAGCCCAUGUUGCCCUAGCAUUUAUGAUGGAGGUGCAUUGACGGGUUGCAGCGCCAAUUCGAGCUCAUGUGCGAUGCCAGAUACACAUAUUUUCUUUGAUCCAUUUCAUCCGACUCAGCUGGCGAAUUUCAGGAGAGAAAAAUUUGCCAUGUGGUGAAAGAUUAAUUGAAUUAAAGUUACUCGGCAACAAUCUCAAGACAAAACACCACUUUUGUUGCUGUUGUUUGUUUCUUUUGCUCUCGCUAUUAAUAUUUCUAAACAUGAAAACUUUACUAA